Molecule: messenger RNA, 1149 nt
Organism: Microsporum canis CBS 113480
Lineage: Eukaryota; Fungi; Ascomycota; Eurotiomycetes; Onygenales; Arthrodermataceae
Exons: 1
Coding region: 1-1149 (382 amino acids)
Molecular function (GO): protein binding
Source: RefSeq, a predicted model, not a curated record
AUGCCCACGGAAGUCAUAGAAAUGGUUGCCGGAUUUCUUGAAUACAAAAGCCUGUGUUCUCUACGGUUGACAUGCAAACUCUUUUACGAGGGGACAUUGCAUUGUUUUGGCGCUUUUCUGGCUACUGUGUCGAUUGACUUUUCAUCCAGUAGUCUGCAGAAGCUCAAAGCUAUAUCCGACCACCAAUAUCUGAAUCGAUACGUCCAGUGCCUUUCUAUCGUUAACGAAGCUCAUGGGAAAUUAGGGCUCGAUCUACGAUGGGAUAGAGCUCCGUCCGGUUAUCUCAUUGUCCCUCAGCGCCCAGUAGAAAUACUGCGUGAUACCCUGGCACUUCUGAUCAAUUGCCGGUCCUUUGAGGUUCAUCAUGUUUAUCUGCUAGAGCAUCAGUACACCUCUAACUUCUUAGGAGGAAGCGAUGCCAUCAGGAUCCUCCUAUAUACAAUCAGCGAAACAGCAUUGCCUGUGAAGUCACUCACGUUUGAACGUGGGGUCGCGCGAGGAUGGAGAUCCGACAGUCGUAUUAAUGGGGAACGUCUGAACGUCCAGGACCUUCGGAACCCUGGCCUUCUUGCCGGACUAUCUCACCUGCAAAGUCUUACAUUAAACUACCAAAAAGAACUCGAAAGUAGCAUCGACUGGACCUGUGAACUUAUAAGAGUCGCCGCCAAUCUAGCGAGGUUAACGGCUCGGUUCAAUGGAUAUCAAUCGACACCAUUACUCUUCGAUCGUCUGAGUUCAACCACACUCCCUCCCGUACAAGAGCUUGUUCUGGAAUCUUGUGAAUUAUCCUCUCUGGAAGUGUUUAUUGCUUUUCUUCGCCAUUUCCAUUCAAGUUUGCGUAUUCUCUCUCUUACUCGCAUCAGACUAAGUACUAAUGGAUGGUUCUUGAUACUUCAAAAGCUCAGAGGGCUUUUUCCAUUCUUAUCCAGUAUCAAAUUAAACCAUCUACGUGGAGACAAGAGGCCAGAUACUCUGAUCAGUUUUCCGGAUAUACACAAGCACAAAACAAUCUCCGGGGAGGUAAAACCAGGGUUUUCUUAUUAUUACAAAACUUGGAGAGGGAAGAGAAGUUUGGUAGGCGUAAGAUACAAUGGAUCCGACAUGGGAACUGCAUUGCGAAUCGUGGCAAGCUCAGCAAGAGCUUGCUAG